AUGGGUAAAUCCUUUCGCCAAGUAGUGAAAUGGAUAUUGCGGAACACCAUCGAAACCACGCACAGCCUUACACCCGAACUACGACUCUGCCUGAUCACAGAAAGUAGCCCUUUGUGGAAAGCUAAACCCGAAAUGUGCCCGUUUGUCGAUCCAUAUUGGGCAUUCUAUUGGCCAGGUGGGCAGGCAGUAACAAGGUACAUACUCGACAACGCUCUACUGUUUUCUGAUGCGAAUGUUUUGGAUUUUGGAUGUGGCUGUGGUUCUGCCAGUAUAGCAGCAUCCAAGGCAGGAGCUACAGUGAUAGCCAAUGAUAUAGAUCGAGAUGCUCUCGUCGCCACGUUGAUCAAUUAUCGUAAAAAUGAUGUAUCGACAAAGUGGACCCAAUUUUCUAGUGAAAAUCUACUUGAUUCAAAACAAAAUAUUCCGUUGCAGCAUUUUCUUCAGGCAAAUAAUUCCUUCAUUAUUUUGGGCGAUAUGUUUUAUGAUGUGGAAUUUGCAGAACAGCUAUUCAGUUGGUUGCGAAGAUUAAAGGCAACUACAGCGGUGCGAAUCCUGGCUGGUGAUCCCAAUCGGCAUCCACUAGCUAGAGACCAGCUAGACAGGUAUGCCAUAAAAGUCGAAAAACAGCUACUGGCCGAAUAUCAGUUGCCGGAAUGCGUGACAAGGGAACACUACGGGUUCAAUACGGGAAAUGUCUAUGAACUACAAAAAUUUAUUUCUACAUAA
Molecule: messenger RNA, 726 nt
Organism: Haemonchus placei
Lineage: Eukaryota; Metazoa; Nematoda; Chromadorea; Rhabditida; Trichostrongylidae
Source: the annotation of a GenBank genome assembly